UAACAUUUAGAGGUGCACUUACCUCUUUUUGCAGAUGACACUACCUCCAUUGAGAAAUCUAUAAAUCCUGAAAAAAUUUACUAUAUAAUUCCAGCAAGGCUGCAGGAUAUAAAAACAGAAAAAGAUCGCUUAUCUAUUAAUGACAUUUUUUAAAAAAAAAUGACCUUUUUUUUUUUUUUGAAAAAAAGUCAUUGUGUAGAAGGGAGUUGGUCUGAGAAGGGAUCCUGAGCCCAGGCUGGAGGUGGAGGUUAACCUUCUGAGGACACAGAGUAGCUCCUGCGCAGGGUGGAGACCGGAUGGGUGGAGAGACCUCGACCCAGGUAAGAGUCAAAGAUCAACGUGAAGAGAGAGGUGAGAACAUAUUGUGACGCCACGGCUAAGUGUCAGUGUUUCUAAACUAAGGAUCCAAUUCCUCCAGUGGCCUGGCAGCUUUAGGCGAAGGCUCUGACUGCUGGAGGAGACCAGGCGCCCCUUCUGGGAAACAGUUCAGUGGUGGUGGACGCUUGGGCUCUCCUUCCAGAACUGUCGCUCACAGAGCGGGGGCGGGGUCACAGAAACCAUCCAAUCAGAGGCCACCAGAAGCAGACGUCCAGAGUCGCUGCCCCAGCAGGGGGAAGUCCUUCCUGUUCCAUGGGCUUUGUAAACACCUCUCACCUGAAGCGCUGAGGUUCUUCUUCCUGUGGAGUGGUGACUUACAGUGGUCGUGGGAGCCUUGCUGAGGCCUCCAGGACACCAGUGAAGCCGGGAAUGUCUUUUCCAGUUUCCAGUGCAGCUCCGAAGGUGGGAAGGCUGGCUUGAGAUGGGACGCAUGGAUCCAAGAUGUAAUGCCAUCGACUUUGACCGCGGUGGGAGUAGUCAAGAGUACCUGGAAUGGUCCUUUCCAGCGGGGUUCAAGGGUUCGUACCUGGUGACGACGUACAUAGACGAAGUCUCCCACCUGGUAUUGGUGUGGGGCUGCUUCGUUCCACGGCUGCACUCAGUGGCCUUUGAGGAUGUGGCUGUGAAGUUCACCUUUGAAGAGUGGGCUCUGCUGGAUCCUUCGCAGAAGAGACUCUACAGAGAUGUGACGAGGGAAACCAUCAGGAACCUGGCCGCUGUGGGGAAAAAAUGGAAAGACCAGAGCCCUGAAAAUAAGGAUACAAUGCAAGAAAGAAACUCAAGAAGCCAUAUGGUGGAGAAACUUUAUGAGAGUAAAGAUCUUCAGUGUGAAGAAAAUGCCAUCCCAAUUCCAAGUCUCAGUCUCACGAAGGAAACCUGUGUCUGUGUAACACCAUGUAAAGGCAGCUUGUAUGGAAAAGUCCUCGUGCAGCCGACAUUCCUUAGUGGGCAACCCAGAUCUCCUGUUAGGCACAGACCACAUGAGAGUAGGGAAUAUGGAGAGAAGCCUUAUAAAUGUAAGGUGUGUGGCAAAGCAUUCGGUUAUCAGCAGUGGCUCCAGAAACAUGAACAGCAUCAUACUGAAGGAAUGAACUUUGAAUGUAAACAGUGUGGCAAGGCCUUCAGAUUUCUCAGUUCCUUUCAGUCACAUAAAAGAAGUCAUCAAGAGAAACACUAUGAAUGUAAAGGAUGUGGCAAAGCCUUCUUGACUUCUGAAAGCUUUCAGAGACACUUGAAUCUACAUUCUACACAAAAACCUUAUCAAUGUAAAGAAUGUGAGAAAUCCUUUCUUUAUCACAUAACAUUUAAAAUACACAUGAACAUGCACAGUGGAGGAAAACAGUACAAGUGUGAACACUGCGGAACAACUUUUUUGUACUACUCAGCACUUAAACAGCAUGAAAGGAGUCAUACUGGAGAACGACCUGAUGAAUAUAAUCAGUGUGGUAAAUCCUUCAGUGUUUCUGCACAUUUGGGACAUAAUGAAAAGAAUCACAAGCCAGAAAAGCCUUACAAAUGCACGGUAUGUGGUAAAGACUUUAAACAUUUCAGUAACUUUCAAUUACAUAAAACAAUUCAUACUGGAGAGAAAGUUUACAAAUGCCAGGAAUGUGAGUAUUCCUCUGUUUAUGUUCGGAAGCUUCAGUUACAUAUGAGAGUGCACACUGGAGAUCGACCUUAUAAGUGUAAGGAUUGUGGGAAGGCUUUCAGGACUUCGCAUGACUGUCGAGAGCAUCAGAGUACACAUACUGGAGAGAAACUCUAUAAAUGUAAACACUGUGAUAAGCCCUUUGGUUUCUCCAGUGCCCUUCGUAGGCAUUUAAGAACUCACACUGGAGAAAAACCCUAUGAAUGUAAACACUGUGGUAAGACCUUUGCUUCUUCUGGUAACUGCCAAAGGCAUGAAAGAAAUCACACUGGGCAGAAACCCUAUGAAUGUAAACAAUGUGGUAAGACUUUCACUUCUCCCAGUUACCUCCGAAUGCAUAUAAGAAUUCACACUGGAGAGAAACCCUAUGAAUGUAAACAGUGUGGUAAGGCCUUUGCUUUUUGCAAUGCCCUCCAUGUGCAUGAAAGAACUCACACUAGAAAAACGCUAUGAAUGUUAAAAACAAUGUGGAACAGCGUUCACUUUUUCUAUUGCUCUCCAAAUACAUGAAAGAAUUCAUACUCUACAGAAAUCCUAUGAAUGUAAACAAUGUGGUAAGACCUGUGCUUACUCCAGAGGCCUCUGAAAGCAUGAAAGAACUCACACUGAAAGAGUCCUUAUGGUAAAAGGCAGAAUAGAAGAUAAAUAGGAAAUGGGGAGGUCUUUUGCAACUGGAUGAGGGAACAAGAUGGAGGGAGAAGGAAGGGGAAGGAAAAGAGAUAGGGGAAAAAAGAAUCAAGGGGGAAAAUGAUGAAAAUAGAACUUUCGCAAGUGGAAAGGGGUCCAAGAGUUGGAAGGAGCAGGCCGGGAGGGAAGCAGUAGGGGAUGCAAAAUAAAGGAACUAAGGUGUACUAUGAGCAUGUACUGACUCUGCAUAAUAAAUGCAAUCAUUAUGUACUAUAAAUAUGAAUCAAUAAAAUUUUUUAAGAAGAAACCUUA
Molecule: messenger RNA, 2965 nt
Organism: Chinchilla lanigera (long-tailed chinchilla)
Lineage: Eukaryota; Metazoa; Chordata; Mammalia; Rodentia; Chinchillidae
Product: zinc finger protein 709-like
Exons: 5
Coding region: 800-2479 (559 amino acids)
Biological process (GO): negative regulation of transcription by RNA polymerase II
Molecular function (GO): DNA-binding transcription repressor activity, RNA polymerase II-specific; RNA polymerase II cis-regulatory region sequence-specific DNA binding
Source: RefSeq, a predicted model, not a curated record